Messenger RNA from Mytilus californianus (California mussel), 2167 nucleotides. RefSeq names its product ras-related protein Rab-26-like. Lineage: Eukaryota; Metazoa; Mollusca; Bivalvia; Mytilida; Mytilidae. Gene Ontology annotation, cellular component: synaptic vesicle; endosome; plasma membrane. Gene Ontology annotation, biological process: protein localization to plasma membrane; regulation of exocytosis; protein secretion. Gene Ontology annotation, molecular function: GTP binding; GTPase activity. The transcript is spliced from 8 exons. Bases 679 to 1317 code for a protein of 212 amino acids. The record is from RefSeq and is a predicted model, not a curated record.
CGAUGUUGAAAAGAAAUUAAUAAACUCUGCUUGCGUAUUUCUCAUUAAUACUUUAAUUACCUGGGUGACGAACGGUUCUAAAAGCCGAGACAAUUAUUUCUGGGUUGAAGUUUUUUAUGCAUAUAUCUGUGUAUCAGUAAUUAACAAUGAUACACCUUUAUUAAUGGACUAAAUUUUACAUUUUUUGUCUAUAAAGAUCAUGACAUAUAUCAACGGAUUUGCAAUGAAUUUUGCGAAAUCAAAUUAAUACUUGGGGAAUCAACUGACAUUUAUUUCAAUUGAAAAUAGCAUUUGUUAGUGAAUAAAAAGGCAAUUUGGAACAAAUCAGAAAGCUUUUCUAUCAACAAGAAGAUGAUGAACUCACCAAAACAAUUCAAUUUACGUCUAUACAGAGAAUUUAUUUCGUAGAAUCGUAAUCAUUAUGUGUUUUUCAAUUUAUAUGCUUUGGUGACAGUGUCAGUGAGCGUUGGCAGGGAACAAGAUGUUUGUCACAUACAGUAUGGACUCAUUAAGGUUUCACAGCUUGUAGAGGGAACCAGAUAAUAACCUGAAAUGGACAUAUGCUCUGUUUCAUUUAGUUUGACUGUGAUCACCUGUUGCGCAAAAAAUUGAUGAAAUAGAAAAAUCCAUAGGUGGAAAUUUACAACGGGAAAUAUCUGUAUUAAUAGCAGAAUAUUUAUGUAUAAUCAAAUGGGCUUUGUUUACUCUGAUGUUGAACAUUCGGAUGAAGUUUUUUAUAAGGUUAUGCUGAUAGGAGAUAGUGGAGUAGGUAAAACUUGUCUCCUAGUACGCUUCAAAGAUGGUGCUUUUUUAUCUGGAAGCUUUAUUUCUACAGUUGGUAUUGAUUUCAGGAACAAAGUUGUUGAUGUAGAAGGAACAAAAGUAAAGUUACAGAUUUGGGACACAGCAGGUCAAGAAAGAUUUAGGAGUGUUACACAUGCCUAUUACAGAGAUGCUCAUGCAUUACUGCUGUUAUAUGAUGUUACAAAUAAAGCCAGCUUUGACAAUAUAAGAGCAUGGCUUGGAGAAAUAAAUGAAUAUGCUCAGGAAGAUGUAGUUAUAAUGUUACUAGGGAAUAAAGCUGAUAUGGCCGGAGAACGAAUGAUUAGAACUGAAGAUGGAGAAAAAUUAGCGAAGGAAUAUAAUGUAGCAUUUAUGGAAACUAGUGCUAAGACUGGAAUGAAUGUAGAUCUGGCUUUUAUGGCUGUUGCCAAAGAUCUGAAAAUGAAAAAGACAAGAAAACCUGCCGACCCAAAAUUUAAUGUUGCUGAAUAUGUUUUACAAGAGAGAAAAUCGGGAGGAUGUUGUGGAAGUUAACCAUUAGAUUUAAAUCAAUUAGAUUGACCUUGACUGCUAAUUAAUGCUCAUGAUACUGUUUUUAUUCAUUGGUGCAUAAAGGCAUUAAUAUAGAUUGUUUAAAAUAUUUAUUUUUAUAAUAAUUGCAGGGUAUUUUAAAAUGCCUGAUAUUGUCAUUUCAUUACAAAAUGAAGGCUGAACAUUUUUUGUGGAAUUAGAAACAGAUCUUAAUUAAGGAUGCUUGCUACUCUGUUUCAAAAUAACAAGCUUUUUAAAAGACUGUUAUAAAUGGAAAGUAUAUAAACAAAGGAAAUAAAAAAGCAGAAAAAAAUGAAGGGUCCGUGACUUUGUUUUUGAGAUAUAAGCCAUUGAAAAAUUGACGGGAAAUGGUUCUCUCUAGAUUUUUCAUACAUUUAACAUUGGCACCUUUUUUCUUUCAAAAACUAUGAAUAAGUAACAAGUAUUUUAUAAGAUUUUCAUAUAUGGCUUUUUAAAGUAAAUAUAAUAAAAUUAUGGAAAGAAAAGAAGGGGUUAGUGGGCAAUAUAUUUAUUAGCACUUAAUGCAUAAAACCAGUGGAUCUCGAUAUCUGACAAAAAUUCAAAAACUAGAGGAGCAAUCAUCCUUAAUGCUACUUCAUUGUUAUGAUGAAAAUUAGUUGUUUAUUUAAUAUUUAACUAGAUAAUAGGGAUAACGUGGACCCUUUUGUGAUACAUUUCAAAGCAUGUCUAGUACAUGUACUACUUCUCCUUGGAAAAUAAUAUUUUUUGGGCAAAACUUUGAAUAAACAUUGAUUUAAAUUUGUUAUGGAAGAGGAUGCAGUCGAACUAUGUAUGGUCCUGAAGUAGUACAACAAGGCUUAAUUUGUAAAAU